Xenia sp. Carnegie-2017 is the source of this 1302-nucleotide messenger RNA. RefSeq lists its product as uncharacterized. The record is from RefSeq and is a predicted model, not a curated record. The transcript is spliced from 8 exons. NCBI's taxonomy places the organism in Eukaryota, Metazoa, Cnidaria, Anthozoa, Malacalcyonacea, Xeniidae. Bases 200 to 1087 code for a protein of 295 amino acids.
UCAAAUUACCAUGGGAACAACUUAUGUUGACACGCUGUAAUUUUUCCCAUACAAGAAUACCAAAGCACUGACCAAAGUUCAUGACCAAAAUUUUACGAUUUGUACAAACUCACAAAUUUAUUUUUGCCUCGUUAAUUACAGGCUCUAAUUUGCUUAAAUGAAUCAUGGGAUAAUGGAGUUCAUUAAUGUCUAGGUAACCAUGAAUAGAUCAGAAAAAGACGAUAUUAUGGAAGUACUGUCAACAGUAAAUGAUUCUCUUGACGAAGGAACCAACGAAACUGAUAAAAAAGAAGAACAAAAAAAUGAUGAUAAAAACGAAGUUGAAAUGAGCGCUCGAGUUACCCAUCCGUCCAAUUUAGUAAAUGAUUUGACAACAGCUGCUUCUACUUUUGAAGAAAAACAGAAGCAACUCAUGCUUGCUGAUUGUCAGCGUCUGAAAAAGAAAAUGAAUGUUAUUAAAAACAGCAUCCAAAGACCACCUUUAAAACCUUUCACGCCAUAUUUGUUCAACAGUUUGGAGCCAUACUACAAUCAAUACAUUGUGAAUUAUGUUUUUAACGAACUUCAGGAAGACGAGGAAAAUAGACCAAAAACAAACUAUGGACAGCGAGCUACAUCCUUGGGGAUAGUAGAUCCACAAGUUUCUUGGCGAAUGGACAACGUUCCCGGACCUUUCAAAAUUUCAAGACUUCAUCAAAAUAUUUACACACAAAAGAAAUGGAUUGGCACCCCUCAGAGAGACGCGUCAUUAGGUAGUACCAGGCUUCCUCCGUUUCCUAAACCUUCCUUUCCUAAGAUUGAUAUUCCUGAAUACAGUGCAUCUAAAAUGGAUUAUUCAAAAGUUUUGAAGUUCAGGAUUGAAUUGGAGAGAAAAAUUGAAAAUUUGAACAAGAAAAAAAUUCAAAUCGACUAUGACCGCACUAUGAAAGAUUGGGAACGAAUGAAUUUAAAUGAACUGAAGGAACUGCCACCAUACUCGAGAUAUCACGUGGGUAAAGCAAUAAAGACUUAUUUUGGAACGUCAAAAGGAGCAUCAUUGGCUGUUAGCUCACUUAGUAAAAAUUUGGUCUUACAAAAAAUUGAAUAAUGAGAAAGAUACUGAAACAUACAUUUGUUUGACUGAUCUCAUGAAAAAGCAUUUGUGAAUAUUUUUUGAUUAGAAUGGUGUAGUAUUGAAGGAAAUGUCAGUUAAGUUAAAUGUAAAACUCUACUUGAGACAACAAAUGAUGAUAGCUAUUUCACUAAACUUGUUUUAUAUUAACGUUUAGAAGUAAUGAGUAAAGUCAAAUAUUUUGAUACAAA